This is a messenger RNA of Dalotia coriaria, 1665 nucleotides long. Its product is annotated as coiled-coil domain-containing protein 174. The record is from RefSeq and is a predicted model, not a curated record. Lineage: Eukaryota; Metazoa; Arthropoda; Insecta; Coleoptera; Staphylinidae. The coding region runs from base 101 to 1567 and encodes 488 amino acids. Gene Ontology annotation, cellular component: nucleus. The transcript has 3 exons.
CAUAUACUUAACCUAGCGGACAUUUUUUCAACUAUAAGCCAAUCACAGCUGAAUGUAAAUACCUAUGUGGUUAGUUUAUUAGUUACAAUAACAAUAUAAAAUGAGUACUUAUGAAAUAAGUAAAUCAUCUUUGCUCAGCUUAAAGGCAGAGAUUCUGAAAAAACAAGAGGAGCUACAGAAAGCGAAAGCUGAAAAUCAUAUAAAACUGCAAAAGAGCCACAAGAAACCUUUGGAGUUGAAAAACAGAGGAGUUGAAAGCAGGGCUGCUAAUGAUGGAGAUGUUGUUGAUGAGGAAUUACUAAAAAAAUCAAGAUUACAGUUGGAAACAAAGUCAUUACUGUAUGAGAAACUCUCCAGAGGAUCAAGAAAUGAACUGGAAAAAGAAGACAACAGGCAGUACUUAGUCCAGUUUGAUAAGAAAGCUCUUGAAUCCAAAGCAGCUACACCAUCAGAUGAUGAUGAAGAGCCUGAUAAAUAUCCACAGGAAGAAGAAGAAUUUAAUGAAACUACUUACUCAGAUGAUGACUCUGAAUGGGUAGAAUUUGUUGACAGUUUUGGUAGGACAAGAACCUGCUUAAAAGAGGACUUGGCUUCCUUUAAACAGAAUGAUAAAGGAUUGGAUUCUAAAAAUAAAAGCAAAAGUGGCAGUAUUAGUCCUACACCAAAGAAACAGGAGGAAAAUAUUGAAUAUGAUGAGAAGAAUGAACUUCUAUCAGCCGAUAUGCGACGCAAUCUGUUGCGCCAGCAAUGGGAGCGUGAAGAACAAUUACUGAUGGAUAAAUCAGACCUUCAUUAUCAAGAUAUUCUAUUCGGCGAAGCGCGUACGCACGGCGUCGGUUACUACGGUUUCUCCAAAGAUGAAUCUGUAAGAAACGAACAACAGAAUGCGUUGAAAAAUCUUCGAAAAGAGACUGAAGCACAGCAGAAACAAGCGCAGGAAGUGAAGCAAAACAGAGAGCGACAACUCGCUGCGAGGGUAAGAGCUGCUCAAAAUCGUAAAAGGGCACGUGAAGGUUUACCACCUUUGACAUCCGACGAUGAACAGGAUGAAAAACGGAAACCUGAAGAGGAACUGGUUGAAAAAGUGGAGAAAGCAGCUUCUGUUGAUGAUAAGAAUAACGAAUUACGCAGACAAUUGCAUGUGAGACCCUGGGAUCUGGGCAAAGAAGGUGUUGAUGCGAUCGCAUCCGCGCGGAUACGAAGCGGAUGUCGUGAUCCGUAUGAUCAAGAUGAAUGGAACGCUAUUCAACGAUCUAAACGAGUGCAAGAAUUUGCACCGCCUCAAAGUUAUCACGCAAAACACACCACGAAACGAGACAAGGUUGUGAAUCCAUACAAAAGGACCAAUAUUGAACCUGCUCCGAUUCAAAACGAGUGCAGUGAUGAGGAAUCAGAUGAACCAAGGACGGAUUAUGGUAAUUGCGUUCCUCCUCCUGCUUCAUUUGAUUAUUAUGGACCCAGCAGCAGUGCGAAACGAUCUCGGUCUUCGGGUACUAAUAAUAUGGACGAUGCAAUCAUGCAAGGAUUGAAAUUUAUGCGCGAGAAAGUGGAACAAAAGUAUAAGUAAAUACAUAAAUUUUACACAUGUCGGGGGCAAAAUAAAUGAAGAUACUUCUUGUACUGUUAGAAAAUCAAUUAUUAAUACUUAAUACACAUUUAAUUAAA